Messenger RNA from Myzus persicae (green peach aphid), 1376 nucleotides. RefSeq lists its product as uncharacterized. The coding region runs from base 451 to 1023 and encodes 190 amino acids. The transcript has 4 exons. The record is from RefSeq and is a predicted model, not a curated record. NCBI's taxonomy places the organism in Eukaryota, Metazoa, Arthropoda, Insecta, Hemiptera, Aphididae.
UACGCGCGACGGUCCGACCGCGGAAAAGCCCAUCAUCCCGACGACAGUCCGGCCGCGCCGGAAAAGCGCGUUUCCCGACAGUCGUAGUCGGCACAGUACCCACCACGGUGGCCAACGAUCGUCCGUCCGCCAGCUCCUCCGCCGUCUGGUCGUACGCCGCGUACUGGCGUGAGCGCCGCCGAAUAACGCGACCAAGGAACAACAACAACAAUAAUAACCAUAAUAAAAUAUUAAAAUAUUAGCGACCACCGUAAACUUUGAGCUUAUAUUAUCAUCGUCGUCGUCGGUCAUCGCAUCACGAGACUGCGGAGCGAUAGACGGCAACGACACUAUAAUAUUAUCGUCAGAGGUUCUAGAUCAAUUUUCGAAUUUUUUCCGUUUCGAAAAUCCAAUUUCGAAGAAUUCACAUACGGGGAGAUCGCGGCGCGGCCGCUCACAGCACUUCGGGACAUGAAGGACUCCGACGACUGUUGCGGGACCACCGUUUUCGGGUGUUUUCCGGGGGCGAGACGCAAAAAUAAACAGCCAAAGGCGAAAUCACCGCCACCGAUACAGCACCUGCAGGGGGACAGCCCGGGAGGCUCGGUGCAGGCGUUCUACCGGCAAAACCGCGGAAAGUCGUGCCGGAAAAUCAUGCGGUUCAACGGAUAUCCGAACAAAGUUCUUCUUUAUCCGGAAGAAGGAUGGGCAAGAAGUGCAGUGUCGAGUUAUUGGACCCUCACACCAACUUGGUGGAAUCGAAGCAAAUGUAAAGUAGUUGAAGUCACAGGCACUAGGAAGUAUACAACAUUGGCUAAAAUGGUAGACACCGAUACCGGAAACCUUUUCAUCGUUGGUUCAUUUAAUAAACGUACUGAUCCAGAUUUUAAAUUAUGCCUUACGUCUGAUGUGAGCACAGCUGACUUCAACAUGGGCUACAGUAUCACCGGUUCGCUGGAGUGUGGAUCCACAAAAAACAACAGUUUCCAAACAACACAUUUCGCCGUUAUUCGGAGAAGAGACUUCGAUACAAAUCGGCCGUAACAAUACAAAGUAACUCGGAUAAAAGAAAAAAAGGAUUGUCCAGACCAAUUGACGCGUGCCAGAGAGUACUCGCCGAAUUGUGUCAAAAUCCUUAACAAUUAUAAAGAUAAUAUAAUAAUACGUUAAGAAGAUGUCAGAGCACUUUUUUUUCUAUUUCUGAACCACCGCAAACAUAUGCAAAACACAUUUUCAAAGAAUCAUUGCUUUAUGUUUUUGAGUAGUCUUAGUGUAGUCGCCCAUUACCAAAAACGAUGCAGAAUAAUAUUUUUGAUUGUACGACAUGUCAAUUCGUUAAACAAAUUAAACAUCAUUUAAAUUUACGAAUAUAUAUAUAUAUAUUUUAAGUCGAAUAC